This is a messenger RNA of Acanthamoeba castellanii str. Neff, 978 nucleotides long. RefSeq lists its product as uncharacterized. The coding region runs from base 1 to 978 and encodes 325 amino acids. Lineage: Eukaryota; Discosea; Longamoebia; Acanthamoebidae. The record is from RefSeq and is a predicted model, not a curated record. The transcript has 4 exons.
AUGCAGAAGGACACACCGCUAAUGGGCUUUAUUGAAGUUCCCAACGGAGGCGAGUGUUCGGUGUGCCUGUGCGGCGACAAGGAGAUGAUGCAGCUGCCCUGCGCGCACGUCAUUGACAACGAGCCCGACGUUGGUGCAAGCAAGGAAUCAGCCGAGAUAAAAGAAUGUGAGGAGGAAGACGACGAAGGCGAAGAGGAGCCGGACCUAGUAAUUCACAACGAACCGUUCGUCGUGGAGCUGGAGAGCCGUGUGCAGGGUCCUGGGGCCAACAUCGUGAUCGUGGGCCAGAUAGGGUCGGGCAAAUCGAGGCUGGUGCGCGAACUGACCGGUUGUAGCUGCGUCUCCUGGACACGCGCAACCGCGACCGUAGACGCCGACUGGUGGACCCCCUACAAGACCAAUCCCAAGUCGAAGAUCACCGUGUGGGAUUCCAGGGGCAUCAAGUCGUGGAGCACCAGCGGCGUGGAGCAGCUCACUGAGUCCAUCGCCCAACUCGAGUCUGCGUCGGUAGGCGUUGACUUCGUCAUCAUCACCAUGAAGGGUGCUAGGGCGCGGCUGGGCCGGUUCCUGGGCUUUUUGAACGCUCUCGGCAAGAAUGCUGCCGUGGCGGUGAUGCCCAGCUGUGGGCAAGGCGCCGGAGUUGGUCCCAGCCUGAUGCGCCAGUUGGCCAAGAUGGGUGCCGUGCAGCAGCUCAGCCCGACUGUGAGCCAGCUGACCAUGGCCAACGGCGGCACCAUCUGCCUGCUCACCUCCUCAUCUGCGUCCGGGACCAGCGAUGGCAGUGUCUCCUCCUUCGGGAUGCCUGAUCUGUUGAUGUGCAUCCUCAACACGCUUCCCCGUCAUGAGGAGAAACGCCAGAACGUACAUCAGGGAGCGGGGCUGCGUUCUCAGUCCUCCACUCAAAUUUCGGCGAUCACGCUGCUGGUAGGAUGGGCUGGGGCCACUGUAGCUGUGAUGAAGCUCCUCAACGCCUUCUGA